This is a messenger RNA of Exserohilum turcica Et28A, 802 nucleotides long. RefSeq lists its product as uncharacterized. Bases 1 to 585 code for a protein of 194 amino acids. The record is from RefSeq and is a predicted model, not a curated record. Lineage: Eukaryota; Fungi; Ascomycota; Dothideomycetes; Pleosporales; Pleosporaceae. The transcript has 2 exons.
AUGGAGGUGGAUAUGGCUGGAACAGCUGUCCCCGUGGACUGGCCCACUCUCCUAUGGCGACAGCAAGGGGAAGCGCAAGACGCUUCCAAUAUUGACCAUAAUCGCAACCCUGCCUGGACGAUGCCAACGGCAAGUCCCAUCCGGAAUUGCGGGACAAGCAUGCAGCCUGAUCUGUACCUACAGCUAUCGCACAUACUUGAAUGGGAAAUCUGGAACCAUAAUCAGACGCGCGGCUAUCUAACUACAGAACGGGAUAAAGUUAGCGAGCUAAAUGCGCAGGUUUGGAGACUAUCGCGUGAUAUAGAGCAGUGGCGAGAUGCAUGUCAGCAAGGGUAUGCUGCAAUAGAUCAGCACAGAGCUGAAAAUGUCGAAUUAAAGCGUGCAUUAGCAGAAGCAAGGUCCAUGCCAACCGAACGUCGUAGCGAGGACCCUCGGCUUAGUACUCCAGAGAUGGCAACACCGCCGCAAAGGCGCAGUCUGCGAAAGCUUGCGCCACUGCCUAGGAUCGAGACGGACGAAUCUUCGUGGCGGCUUGGCUUCAUUAAGGAUAUUGAGGAGCAUGGUAUUGCCAAAUCUGUAGAGUAGUUAUCUAAGAGAGGAGAUUCACGCGAUGCGACCUAGUUAUGUGCAACAUCACGUGAAACAUGUACAAAACAUCAGUUCAGAAGUUGAGAAAAGUUAGCACAUUUCUGAGAUAAGUUAGAUCAUUGCAUUAUGCGUCUGCAUACUAUACUUUCCGUGUUGCCCCUCUAGGUUUGUAGUCACUGUCAUCCUUGUGACCGUCACCUUCUGGUAGCUCUGU